CAGUACUACACUACCCACAAUGCACCGCUCACUGUUGUCAAAAGUGUUGCUUUCUCGGGUCACUUAUCGAACUCUGACCGUGUCAGCCAGUUUAUUUUCCCAAACUUUACGAAAUAAUGCACAUGUCAGGCGCUGGCAUUGGGGAGAUAGGACACGGGCAAGGGCCCGGAGCGGGAUCGGCGCAAGGAAGCUGUAAUCCUCGUAAAUUCAGCGAGAAGAUCGCCCUGCACACUCAGCGGCAGGCUGAAGACACAGCGGCUUUCCGCGAGGUUAUGAUGGACGUAACUUCCAUCAGGUCACAGGUUCAGGCUGAGAGAAUCCGUGAAACCAGAAGCACGGUCCCAUACCACGGAGGGUCUCUGCCAAAUGUCAAUCAGAUUUCAAGAUGCUCUUUAGAAACCCAGUACCCAAAUUAUCUCACCCAGCAACUCUUAGAGGCAGAUGAAGGAUACAGAGACACACCGCCGAGUCCUUUUGGCAGAUCACAUAGAAGACAUUUUGAUAGCGCACCUUAUCUGUCUACCCACCUUUCUCCUCCUCGAGGUCCAGCCUGGAGAAUCUCCAGUAGGAACUGGUCCAGCUGUUCUGCCACGGAGAAGAGCAAGAUGUUCCAUCUUCCUCUGACAGCUCUGAACAGAACCAACUCUGAUUCGGCCCUCCACACCAGUGUGCGAAACGGCCAUUUGCAUGGCCACCCAAAAUCUGCCCAAGUCCUGAACCAUCAUACCAAACACAGCAUGUUUGCACAUUCAGUCCCGCUAAUCGAAGAAAAUGUACAGGAGGAGACAAUAUCUCCCAAAAUAAAAAAGCUAUCUUAUGUUGCAACAUCUGGAUAUGAAACACCUGUUGUUCACAACUUCCCACUGCCCAAUCAGCAGAUGUCUUCUCUCGCCGUCCCGUCGGCACUCAGUACGAGCGGCUCUCUUCCGGACCUCUCCAGCCUCCACCUGCCUUCUCCACUACCUGUAGGCCAGGAUUCUGAGCCCCACAACAGUGCAGAUCACCUGAGCAGUGCUUCCACGCACCCCAACAUUAUGUCCAAUUUUAACUUGCCCAGUCUGUCCACAUCUCUUCAGGCGUCUAUGAGUAAUCCUUUACUCCAGUCUUCGCUCAGCAAUCCCAACAUCCAAUCAUCGCUCAGCAGCCACUCCCUGCCCAGCUCCCUGAGCUCCACAUCCUUACACCUGUCACUUAGCAACUCCUCCCUGCGAUCAUCUCUCAGCAACCAGUCCCUGCAGUCCUCCCUUAGUAGCUCUUCACUAAGUAACCAGUCCAUCCAGUCAUCGGCGAGCCCCUGCAGCUACAGCAGCGGAAUCGGAGGGUCACGCUCUUGCUCCUCCUCCUCUCUCGCCGGUUCGCCACGUCUACCUGGCCACGCCCAUACUGCCGGAUCACGGAAGAGAACCCAGCUCAGCCCGCUCAUUGUGUCCGGUGGAGAUUCGCGCUGGCAGCAUCCAAAGCAAUUUUCACCAGCAGUGUCUCCAACAAUGUCUUCUAUAACACAGGGCUCUCUCCUCAACCCCAACAAAGCUCUUAAGGAAACAAAGCCACCAGCAUAUCCUUGCAGUCAUCUCCUUAAAUCCGCCCCUCCAAUGUCCCAUCAGCCGGUGCGGCAUUACUUUCCUCUGGAAGCACACCAGCAAUCUAUCCCAGAGAUGGAACAGUGGAGUCAAGAUUUUGCCAUCUCACACCGUGAACACCAACCACAACAUCAGCAGACACAUCAGACACAAUCAAACCUGUUUAAUUCACAGCACCACAUUCACAAUCAGACUCGACAGAUGCAGCAACAUUUACAACCACAGUCCAAAUAUCAACAGCAGUUACUGUAUCAUUCACAGACUCAAUUUGCUCAGCACCAACAAACCGUAAAGCAACCAUUUACACAAGCGCAUGUACAAUUCCAGGAUCCUCAGAUGUCUGAGGAGCAGUACCGGUGCACAAGGCGGUGGCAGUUACCAUGCCAACAGAGCCAAUAUCAAGGUCAUCUGCAUCAGCCUCAUCAACAGCCGCUUCACCCUGCGCCUUUACCCAACGCUCAGGAGGAAAGAUGGACUCAUGUGAUAAACCCACAAACGCAAGGAAAACAGCCUUUCAGGUCCUGCGUGCAGACGCAUGAGCAACCCAAACCGCAAUCUGAAUCUGAAGGAAAGAGUAUUUUAGACUCUAGAGAAGGUGGAAAAGUGCCAAGUUCAAGCUCAAAUGAAGGUUUUGAACUGAACAAGGAAUCUUACGUCGGCUUACAUCUCACCCCUAGGCAGGCGAAGGCCCUCUCUCAGCAGCUUGGUGUGCUUCAAAAGGAGCCACUAGGUGGCGGUAAAGGGUCAGAUCCUAAUGGUCAAACUGCGGAGAGCAGUGAACAGCCUCGAUUCAAGAACAACUUACCAAACCAAAGCGGAAGUGCUGAUGAGAUGCAACAUUUUAUCAACUUUCCUGAGUCAUUUUCCUGGCUGGAUCCGGACACAACAGGCCUGCCUGACUUAGUCCUGGAGUUUGACUUAGAUACAUUUGGCCUGGACAGUGAGGCUUUUCCCUCUCUGGAAGACUUGAGCUAUGCACAGAAAUAACUUGGUGUAGUCAUAAGGUGUAAUAAAAAUAAUGUACAUAUUAUAGGGAAAGUACUUUUGCAGUUUUAAGAAAGUUUUUAAGGAAGGUUAAUGUUGGUUUUUACCAAUUAACUUAAAUAUAGCGCUUUAAUAGGGAAAACGUAAAUUGGAUAACAAUUUUAAAUAGAUUUUAAUAAGAAGAAAUAUAAAUAGAAAGCAGGUCUAUGUGCCUUAAUAUUAAUAUUUUGGUUGUAAUUAAUAAAAAGUGAUAUUUAUGUACAGAUAUAUGGGGCUUGUUUCACAUACAAGGCUUAUCUUAAAGUCCCAGUGAAAUUACAAUGCUUUUUUCAUGAAAUAUUGCAGCGUUUAUUGUAAGCAGUUUAUCAAUGUGUGUCAUUCUCUUUUAUAAAUGUGUGUCGUAAUUGUUUAGUUAAAAUCUGAAAUGCACUUCCUUUCUUAAUGUCUAUCUAUCACAAAUGAUUUAUGUUAGACGGCUUGGGCGCAGCAUCCGUUAACUCCUCCCCUUCAACUGUCAGUCUGCUACCAGUUCCUUUUCCAAAUGCAAGGGAUAUUUUAUACAUCCAAGGAAAUUGCAGAGAAAGGCAAAAGCCACAACCACUAUUUUUCUCAUUAGAAAUUCCAUUUCAUCCGGAAAUAUGUCAAAAUAAGGAAGUAAAAACGAUCACAACUUCCAGUUCACGGGGACUUAAAGCUUUGUUCGUGGAACAGGGGAAUGAAGUUGUUUAGAAGUAAAAUUUUUGAAUUAUUACAGCAUAGAACAACUGCCAUUUUAAAAUGUAAUGAAGGAUCUUGGCUAUAGUUUAGGGCCGAUCUUUGUUAUUUUUAAUCACAAUAUUAUCAUGAUGGUAAAAUGAGGACAGAUUAAGCUCUUUAAAGUUAUUUCCCUAAAUCUUAAAAAUUCAGACUAGAUUUAAGGUUCAGCUUUACUGUAUGUGAAACUGAGAGUUAGCUCAUAUGUGGUAACAUAUCACAGCAUAUCCAUUUGCUCGCAUGUUAUAUUUUUGUGUUGUCAGUGGGGUCAUUUUUGUGACUUCUAUGACCAAAUGUCUUUUCAUGGAUUUCUGUAUUAGAUUUUUGUUGCAGUUUCAUUCAUAACAUAUAUUUUGAUAUACUGAAUUUUACUUUUUUGUGUUCUCCCUCUCUGGUAGAGGAAAUAUUGUUAUUUUCAGUGUUUGUCUUCAAUAUAACAUCAAAAGUAUUGAGAUUUUCUCAAUAAGUAUAUUGGAAUAGAUUUUCAUGAGUUAAUCACAUAAGAACAGUUCAAAUCUCACAGGAACAUUCACUGUAAAUCUCAAAAGUAUUGCAAUAAAACAUGCACUAACACA
Triplophysa dalaica is the source of this 3892-nucleotide messenger RNA. RefSeq names its product CREB regulated transcription coactivator 2 (gene crtc2). Bases 117 to 2567 code for a protein of 816 amino acids. Gene Ontology annotation, cellular component: nucleus; cytoplasm. Gene Ontology annotation, biological process: protein homotetramerization; positive regulation of transcription by RNA polymerase II. The record is from RefSeq and is a predicted model, not a curated record. NCBI's taxonomy places the organism in Eukaryota, Metazoa, Chordata, Actinopteri, Cypriniformes, Nemacheilidae. Gene Ontology annotation, molecular function: cAMP response element binding protein binding. The transcript is spliced from 14 exons.